GCGGCAUCUUUCCGUAUCCAAUUUUGCAAUUUUUAUAAGAAAGAAGCAAAAGAAAUGAAAACCCAAAAUCUUUAAUAGAAAGAAGACUCUGUUCAUGGCGGCGCUACUGGGUUUGAAUUUUUCUUUCAUUUAUAUAGUCGUUGGUUCUCCAAUUGAUUUUUCCAUGAUGGGUUGCUGAGAUAUCAUCGAAAGAGAAAAUUUUGUUAGGUCGUUCGUGCGAAAUUCACCAGAGUCAGCGGUUGAAUUUUAAGCUUUCAUGUGCUUAUUGAAGGUGGCGAACCCAGGAGAUACAGGGGAGUAUGAAAGGUAUUCGACGAUGGUCGAUGAGGGAGACACCGAUGAAGGUUCCUCUCAGCAGCCACCGCCACCACUACCACCACCACCACUACUAUCGUCGUCGCCGCUACAACAGGGUAUUGUAACAGUAUCGGCAGCAUCGAUGUUUUCGGGUUACAAUCAAGAAAGAGAGAUGUCGGCGAUGGUAUCGGCUCUAACUCAUGUUGUUUCAGGUGGAGGAUUGAUGUAUCAAUCGGAUUUUAGUUCUUAUGUUCCAUCAACAAGUUUAGGUUCUGCUUCUGCAGCUUCACUUUCACCUUCAUAUAUUACUAUUUCCUCAUCUUCAUGGGGUAGUGUUGGACAGAAGAGAGGACGUGAUGAGGAAACUAGUGGUCAGCUUUCUGAUUCACUUAUGAGGCUCUACAGAGGUUUUGGUGAUUUCAGAACUUCACAAGGAGAAUCCUCCUCUGUUGUUGCAGUGAAAGAAGAAGGUCAGAGCUCUAUAACGACAACUACUGCAGUGGCAACUCCAUCCAUUACCAAUACCAGAGAAGAUCAGAGAGCUUCUUAUGGAGAAGGGGAGGGAGAGAGGAGGAGAAGAUACAGAGGAGUAAGACAAAGGCCAUGGGGUAAAUGGGCAGCAGAAAUAAGGGAUCCACACAAGGCUGCAAGAGUUUGGUUAGGGACAUUCGAUACAGCAGAAGCAGCUGCAAGAGCUUACGAUGAAGCUGCUCUUAGAUUCAGAGGGAACAGAGCAAAACUCAACUUCCCAGAAAACGUUAGAUUGAUGCCUCCAACGCCAAUUUUUCCAGGUACCCAGUUAACCGUUUCGGAACCUCCAACGACCCUUUUGCCAUCUUCUCAAACGCAUCAGCAAUUUAUGCAGUCUCAACCGCUUCAGCAUCAGUUACAGAUUUCUGAUUUAAGUGGAGAUUACAAUGAAUAUUCACAGUUGCUUCAGAGCUCUCUUGAUUUUCAGAGACAGCCCACAAGUCUGUUAGAGCAGAUGCUAUAUUCUUCACCUUACGUUGCUGCUUCACAUUCUUCUUCUGUCACAUCUUCGAUUUCCUCUCCAUCUUCUGCAUCGUUUCCUCUGCUUUUCGAUAGUCAUCAACAGAUGGGUUAUUUCAGGCAUCCACAACAGAGUCGUGAACAUGGUGGUUCUUCAAGUUUUCCAACACUUCCGUGGACGGAUUCCGAACAUUAUCCCUCAUCAUCUUCAAGUUGAUUUGUGCUUUUUUUUUUUUUUUGGGUUCUGAUUUCAUUUCCUGUUUUUAUUUCCUUUUAUGAUUUUGAUGCGUUUGGUACGGAUUACCAACACUGUUCUAUUGAUUUUUCUUGCUUAAAGAAAUAGGAUUAUUUAAAAAGGAAAAAAAUGAGAAGAUGAAAACAGACAUUGUUAUAGCCUAA
This is a messenger RNA of Macadamia integrifolia, 1686 nucleotides long. RefSeq names its product ethylene-responsive transcription factor ABR1-like. The coding region runs from base 257 to 1504 and encodes 415 amino acids. The record is from RefSeq and is a predicted model, not a curated record. Gene Ontology annotation, molecular function: DNA binding; DNA-binding transcription factor activity. The transcript is spliced from 2 exons. NCBI's taxonomy places the organism in Eukaryota, Viridiplantae, Streptophyta, Magnoliopsida, Proteales, Proteaceae. Gene Ontology annotation, biological process: ethylene-activated signaling pathway; regulation of DNA-templated transcription.